AUGAAUAGAAAUGGAUAUAAGGAUGAAAAAUCAUGUUGCUAUUUCCAUCCAAAACAACUAGUUGUUGGUGUAUGCCCUUUAUGCUUGAACGAAAGACUUCUUCUACUGGUGGCAAAACAAGGGCGGCGCCACCAUCAGAACCACCGUUCUUCCUCCAAAAAAGGUGGUAACUCACAAAAACCACCCAACUCUUCUUCUAUUCACAAGAUCUUUGCUUUUGGUUCUCUCUUCACUCGCCUUGAAUCUCGCCAAUGCAAAUCCCAUACCAACAAUCACUAUGAAUAUGAUGAUCUCUCUCCAAGUCCAGAAGAAGAGGCAUUCAUAUCAAUCAAGUUUGAAGAAAAUGGGGUAGCCUCGUGGGAAAAGAGCAGUGUCUCAAAGGUGACCCUAGAGAAUUGCAAUAACAACAAGAACAAAUUAGAGACCAAGAGUGUGAUAGAGCAUGGAAAGUCACGUGACAUAUUCAGGUGGCGAAAGAGAAUUGGUCACAUGUUCCAGCUCAUAAGGUGGAAAAAAUCUGCUGGUGUUUGCCACGUAAGCAACAAGGUUGAAGGAGGAACAGUUAAAGUCAGAAAAAGUUGGAUCAAGACUCUGACAAAGAGGAAGAAGAAGAACAAGACCAUGGAAUAA
Lathyrus sativus (Indian pea) is the source of this 630-nucleotide messenger RNA. The record is from the annotation of a GenBank genome assembly. Lineage: Eukaryota; Viridiplantae; Streptophyta; Magnoliopsida; Fabales; Fabaceae.